This is a messenger RNA of Closterium sp. NIES-67, 970 nucleotides long. The record is from the annotation of a GenBank genome assembly. NCBI's taxonomy places the organism in Eukaryota, Viridiplantae, Streptophyta, Zygnematophyceae, Desmidiales, Closteriaceae.
AGCCACGCAGGCCGAUGCGCGUGAUGAUCAGCCGGAGCAGCAUGUGCCUUCAACUCCAUCGAGAAGCAGUUGGCAGCAGUUGUUGGACCAGCAGCUGUCCAAGACUCCGAGGACUCCAAUGAAGAGGGUGACUUGGGAGGAGAAGCUGCAGAGGCUGGAAGAAGGAGAGGCAACACCUCUGCGACGCAGUGCUCGAAUUUCCCAGCCACCUGAAAGGUUUACCCCGGGGCACAUUGCACGCAUGCAUGAUCAUCUUGUGUCUGAUUUGGAUGAUUGCAUGCUUGUGGACAUGCAUGGGCAUGAGUAUGCUCUUGAUGUGUGUCUAAUGGGUCAGGUGCAUGAGCCUAGGUCAGUCCACGAGGCGCUGAACCGUCCAGAAUGGGUUGAGUCCAUGCAUGAGGAGCUUGAGUCUCACAAGGUAAAUGGAUCAUUUGAGCUGGUUGAUCCAGCAGUGGUACCACCUGGUUUGGAGGUCCUCAGGUGUCAAUGGGUUUGGAAAUACAAGCAUAACCCUGAUGGUACUGUUGAGAGGCCUAAGUCCAGAUUGGUGUCUGCCAUUGCCCUUGCACAGAAUGCAUGCUUGCAUGGCCGCACCAAACACAUGCAGGUCCGGUGGCAUUUCAUUCGGGAGAUGGUAGCUGCGGGUGAGGUGAUUUUGCAGUGGUGCCCUACCAACCGUCAGGCUGCUGAUAUUCUUACCAAGUCUCUUCCAUUUGAGCGUCAUGGUGUGUGCAUGACCUUGCUCGGGAUGCAGCCCCAUGAUGACAGAGUUCCCGCAGCAGAUGCCGGCGUCUUGGUGCUCCUCUCCUUGGCGGACUCCAUGCUCUGGGUGGCCCCAACCCAUGGGCAAGGGGGAGUGGUGUGAAGGCAUUUGCCCUAUGGUGUUGAGCCACACCCAGCACGAGCAAGGGGGAGUGAUAAAUGUGUAGUGUUCUGUGGUGUGAUUUGCUCUAGCUGGCUGUGGGCUAUU